UUUCCACCAUAUCACAGCGGUACACAACCCUGCUGUGAAGAAUAACUUUUUUUUUGUUUUGUAUUUUUGAGACAAGAGUUUUCUGUGUAGCCCUGUCAGUCCUGGAAGUUUCUGUAGACCAGGCUGACCCCGAACUCACACAGAGGACUGUUUGCCUCUGCCUCCAGAUUGUUGCGCUUAAAGGUAUGUGCCACCGCUGCCCAGUGGCAAGGAUAACACUCGCUCUGUCUUUGCAGCCUCCAUCAGCUGUGUGCUGUGUUCUUCCAGCUUCGGGAUGGCCUGCUCCAUGCAUCUGGUCCUCCUUGUCGCCAUCUUGCUGAGUCUGGCAGGGACACCCGAGACUGUGCCUGUUCACAGGGGACGAGGAGGAUGGACCCUCAAUAGUGCUGGUUACCUCCUGGGUCCUGUGGUCCACCUUCCCUCAAAUGCAGACCAAGGCAGGAAGAGGGACUCGGCUCUUGAGAUCCUAGACCUGUGGAAGGCUAUCGAUGGACUCCCUUAUUCCCGCUCUCCACAGAUGACCAAGAGGAGCCUGGUAGAAACGUUUAUCAGACCAAAGAGUGAAGAUCUGCAUGUCCUGGACAGGGAUAUUCCCAGAGAAGCCGCCCUGAUAGAGACUUAGCCACACCUCACCCCUCACUCUUUUUCAGCUCAUCCGGCCCUCCAUCCCCUCUCAUUGCUCUGAGACCAAGACCCUACAAAACUAUCCCCAAAUC
Molecule: messenger RNA, 716 nt
Organism: Chionomys nivalis (European snow vole)
Lineage: Eukaryota; Metazoa; Chordata; Mammalia; Rodentia; Cricetidae
Gene: Galp
Product: galanin like peptide
Exons: 5
Coding region: 275-622 (115 amino acids)
Biological process (GO): antimicrobial humoral immune response mediated by antimicrobial peptide; behavioral response to starvation; defense response to Gram-negative bacterium
Cellular component (GO): extracellular region
Molecular function (GO): hormone activity
Source: RefSeq, a predicted model, not a curated record